UUUUGGUUGGAAUUGUAAAAUCUUGCGGGUACUAUGGGGCACUAAAAUAAAAACGGAGGGAGUAUGUAAUAUUCAUAAAAAGUUGUCAAAUUUUCUUUUUUCUUUUUUUUUUUUUUUUGAAGGGAAGUUGUCAAUUUAUUAAGGUAAUAUUAUGGUAAUAAACUUGAUUUAGUGAUAUUAAGGUAAUAAACUUGAUUUACAGCUUUCACCUACUAAGGUGAUGAUAUUGUGAGGCGUGCUCCGUCUCAUCGUCUGAAACCUGUUGAAAAGCUUGGGUUAAAAGUUAAAAGAGAGUACGCAUUUUGGGAGCGAAACAGAACAAACGAGAGUCGAGAAAGAGAGGCAGAUAACUGAUUCAUCAGUGUAAUCUAAUCUCAAAAUAAAGCUAGGGUUUUGUGAUUCAUUGCAAAAUCAAAAAUAAAAUUAGGGUUUUGUGAUUCCAUUAGAAAUCAAAAGAUGGCUCAAAGUGGAAAAGUAAUGCCAAAUCUGGAUCAGAAGAGUACAAAGCUGCUUAAUUUGACGGUUCUUCAGCGCAUCGAUCCUUCUGUUGAGGAGAUUCUGAUUACUGCUGCUCAUGUUACGUUCUAUGAAUUUAACAUUGAACUCAGCCAAUGGAGUCGCAAGGAUGUCGAAGGCUCCCUUUUUGUCGUUAAAAGGAACAAACAGCCUCGGUUUCAAUUUAUAGUAAUGAAUCGCCGAAACACAGAAAAUCUAGUAGAGAAUCUUUUGGGGGACUUUGAGUAUGAAAUCCAGUUACCAUAUUUAUUAUACCGCAAUGCUGCACAAGAGGUAAAUGGUAUUUGGUUUUAUAAUGCUCGUGAAUGUGAAGAGGUGGCAAAUCUGUUUGACAGGAUACUUAACGCUUAUUCUAAGGUGCCCACUAAGCCCAAUAUAGCUCCAUCUAAAAGUGAAUUUGAAGAACUAGAGGCAGUACCAACCAUGGCUGUUAUGGAUGGUCCAUUGGAGCCUUUGCCGUCAACUACCACAAAUGUUCAUGAUGCCCCUGAUGAUCCCGCCUUUGUGAACUUCUUCAGUUCAGCUAUGAAUAUGGGAAAUCCUUCAAUUUCUACAAUUACAGGACAACUCCAGAAGCCUUCUGUAACUGCCAUCCUUGCUAGUCGGCCAGUCAAUAUGCCUCCAAUGGUUCCAUCAGCACAAAUAGCAUCUAAUGCUACCUUAACAUCUGCUUCUUUGCUGUCUCUGCUUGAUACAUCAGAGCCAAACAGCAAUAACAAUUAUUUGACAAAUCUUGUUAAACCAUCCUCCUUUUCUAGUCUUCCUCCUGCCACCUAUCCAUUUAUGGCGCUGCCUGUUUCUUCAUCUGUGUCAACUGCUCCUCCGCUGCACCCUCCUAAUCUUCAACUUCCCUGUGUUGCUCCAGUCCACCAACCUUUUCCUCCCCCAACUCCACCCCAAUCUCUUACUCCAACAUCAGCUGCCUCUCCUAAUUUUGGGCCAGUCGUAAGCAGAGAGAAGGUUCGAGAAGCUCUAUUGUUGCUUAUUCAGGAUGAUCAGUUUAUCGACAUGGUGCAUCGAAGGUUAUUGAAUGCUCACCACUCCUGAAAGUUGCAAUUUCCAUGCCCUCCCCCCCUCCCCUCCACUCCAAGGCUCCUAGUGUGCCCAAGUGUUGUGUAUAGCAAUUUCGUGGACGAGGUGGAUUUGAUGGGAGACAUGGAUGCUGUGUAAAUUACAUUACCCGAAUUUAUUACAUUACCUUACCAAGCUGAUGUUCUAUAUUUGUUUAUGAACCAGAUAUGAUCUCAUGAUCUACCCCCUCCCUACCCCUCCACUCUUCCAAAAAGAGGGAAAAUAUUUUAGUUAAUUGUGUUGCAUAGCAUUUAAUCCUCAAAAGCUCUGUAAUAUCAAGCAAGAAACUAUUAUUGACAAAAUCGUACUUUAUGAAAAGUAAAUACAAGCAACAACUCACAUAUUACAACGCGAUAAA
This is a messenger RNA of Chenopodium quinoa (quinoa), 1945 nucleotides long. RefSeq names its product mRNA-decapping enzyme-like protein. The record is from RefSeq and is a predicted model, not a curated record. Gene Ontology annotation, cellular component: P-body. The transcript has 8 exons. Gene Ontology annotation, biological process: deadenylation-independent decapping of nuclear-transcribed mRNA; deadenylation-dependent decapping of nuclear-transcribed mRNA; positive regulation of catalytic activity. Bases 457 to 1563 code for a protein of 368 amino acids. Gene Ontology annotation, molecular function: mRNA binding; enzyme activator activity. Lineage: Eukaryota; Viridiplantae; Streptophyta; Magnoliopsida; Caryophyllales; Amaranthaceae.